AUGGAAUAUCAUGAAUUCAUGAUUUUUGAUCGUCCAAGUGAGCAGUAUGGCGAUGAUGGGGUAAGAGACUACCCCAAAGCCGUGUACCUGAGCAUGAGCUUCGUGACAACCUCCUACCUCGCCUUCAGCCUGGUCAUCUACGCCUGGUGCGGGAAGUGGAUCGCCUCGCCCUCGCUCGGCAGCGCCGGCGAGACCGUCAAGCGCGUCGCGUACGGCAUCGCCCUCCCCGGCCUCAUCGUCAGCGGCGCGCUGUACGUGCACGUCGGCGCAAAGUACCUCUUCCUGGGCUGCACCGUAACCCUGUCCGCCAUCUCCUUCAUUCUGGCCAGCGCCAUCCCCAUCUUCACGUAUGUCCUUGCCUUGGUGGGGAGUCUCUGCUAUUCGCCGCUGGCGAUCUGCUUGCCCGGGUGGUUGUGGCUGUAUAGUCACCAGCACUACCGGCAGGGCAGCGUCGGGCGGCUCGUCAUCUACGGUCUGCAUGUGGGUAUGAUUUUACUAGGGGUCUUUAUGACUAUCGGAGGCACGUACGGGGUAGUGGUGCAGAUCAUGGAUGCGUACCGCAACGGACGGAUUGACCAAGCGUUCUCGUGCGCGGACAAUAGCGGUACAGUCUCGUAG
This is a messenger RNA of Aspergillus viridinutans, 618 nucleotides long. RefSeq names its product putative neutral amino acid permease. The transcript is spliced from 3 exons. The record is from RefSeq and is a predicted model, not a curated record. Bases 1 to 618 code for a protein of 205 amino acids. Gene Ontology annotation, cellular component: vacuolar membrane. Gene Ontology annotation, biological process: amino acid transmembrane transport. NCBI's taxonomy places the organism in Eukaryota, Fungi, Ascomycota, Eurotiomycetes, Eurotiales, Aspergillaceae. Gene Ontology annotation, molecular function: amino acid transmembrane transporter activity.